Molecule: messenger RNA, 8340 nt
Organism: Liolophura sinensis
Lineage: Eukaryota; Metazoa; Mollusca; Polyplacophora; Chitonida; Chitonidae
Product: cadherin-23-like
Exons: 26
Coding region: 437-6841 (2134 amino acids)
Biological process (GO): homophilic cell-cell adhesion
Cellular component (GO): plasma membrane; cell-cell junction
Molecular function (GO): calcium ion binding
Source: RefSeq, a predicted model, not a curated record
GGUUUUAAAUAUGUUCAUCUUGAUUUAGGCCUACAUCACAAUAGCUCUCUUCAUCAGCAUGUAUGGCGUUACUUAUAUAGAUUUUUAAAGAAUGGAUUUAGAUGGAGAUAGCUGGGACAAAAUCCAAGUAAACGUAGCUGGUUCCCACACCGACACUUAGUACGAAUGAAACCAGUGAAAACUUCAAACAUCACUCUGUCCUCAGCACUGGGAGGAAAAUCGAGAAAAAAGUUUAUCCCAACAUUUUCCGCUUGUUCAUAACGUGAUCAAAAGGAAUAGUGCUUUUAACAUACCACCAGUCGUGUUCCAUGGAAGAAAGCUGGUUUUCUCAUCAAAGAGGGCAACCCGGCAUCCUGGUUAAAGCAUGGUCUCCGGGAAGAUCUAGCCCUUUGAAGAGACGACGCGCAGUAACACUACAGAUGCAGUGAUCGUUCUCAUGAUUUCUAGCUCCUCUCAAACCACCACAGUGCCUGGUUCAACAGUUGUGCCAUCGACUACUCCACAGUACACCAUCCAGUCCACCACAAUCAUUCCUCCACAAACUUUCUCACAGUAUACCACCCAGCCCUCCGCGGUCAUCACAACACUGUCUGCAUCACAGCCCACAAAGCCCACCGCCUUCACCACAACACAGAAUGUCCCACAUUCAACUACCCAGCCCGCCGCCGUCACCACAACACAGACUCUCUCAAAGUCCAUCACCCAGCCCACCACCGCCACCAGAACACAGACUGUCGCACAAAACACCACCCAGCCCGCCGCCGUCACCACAACAAAGACUGUCCCAUAUUCCACCAAAGAGCUCACAACAGUCCCAACAACACAAAUUGUCCCACUUUCCACCACCAAGCCCGCAGCUGUAACCACAACACAGACUGUCCCACAAUCCACCACGAAGGUCCCAACGACCACCACAACACAGACUGUCCCAUAUUCCUCCAACGAGCCCACAACCGUCACCACAACACAGACUGUCCCACAAUCCACAACCCAUCCCGCCACCGCCUCUACAACAAAGUCUGUCCCACAAUCCACCAAUAAGCUCACCACCGUCACCACAACAGAGAUUAUCCCACAUUCAACAACCCAGCCCACAGCCGUCACCACAGAACAGACUGUCCUUCAUUCCACCACCAAGCCCGCCACCGCCGCUACAACACAGGCUGUCCCACAAUCCACCAACCAGCCCGCCACCAUCACUACAACAAAGUUUGUCCCACAAUAUCCCAACGAGCCCACCACCGUCACCACAACACAGACUGUCUCACAAUCCACCACACAGCCCACCACUGUCACCACACCAGAGAUCGUCCCACAUUCCACAACCCAGCCCGCAGGCGCCACCACAACACAGACUGUCCAACAUUCCACCAUCCAGCCCGCCACCGCCUCUACAAGACAGACUGUCUCACAAUCCACCACCCUGCCCGCCACGAUAACUACAACACAGGCCGUCCCAGAUUACACCAACGAGCCCAUCGCAGUCACCGCAACAGAGAUUUUCCCACAUUCCACCACCCACCCUGCCGUCGUCACCACAACACAGAUUGUCUCCCAAUGCACAACUCAGUCCGUAGGCCUUAGCACAACACAGACUGUCCCACAAUCCACCAACCAGCCUGGCACCACCACUACAACAAAGUCUGUCCCACAAUCCACCACCCAGCCCGCCAACUUCACCACAACACACACUGCCUCACAGUUCACACACCCCGUCGCCGUCACCACAAUACAGACUGUCCCAUAUUCGAACACUCAGCCUGCCACCGUCACCACAACACAGACUGUACCACAUUCCACCAUCCAGCCUGCCACCGUCACCACAACACAGACUGUUCCACAUUCCAGCACUCAGCCUGCCACCGUCACCACAACACAGACUGUCACAAAGUUAACCACUCAGCUCACCGCCGUCCCAAAGCAAACUGACUCAAAAUCCAGCGACAUCACCGCAACAAGUACUACUGCACUAACCUCGACAACAUCAGUGAACGAAAUAACAUCAUCAUUGUGGGGAAGAAGAAUCUCAACACAAAUAACACCAGCAACUGCAGUAGCAACAGAUCCACCGUCACAGACAGCCUCUCCUAUAAAAACAGCUUCGUCUGCACUUCGAAUUACAUCUACCUCUGGAACGAUGUCGAAAACACAGGAUAAAACCCUUCCCAGCAAAGUGGCGACUUCUGCCAUUCCCUUGACAAACACUUGGACAGUAACAGCUCAAGGAAGCUGUUCUCUACUUCAGGACUGGCUUAAGAUGAGUUCUGUGUACAGCGUGCCUGAAGAUGUGCCUAUAGGAUCAACUAUUGCCCGACUUCCGUCGGAAGUUUGUAUCGUUAAUGGAUCACAAGGUGCAAUCGAAAUAGAUCCUCAGAGUGGGCGAAUUUAUGUUCAGACUGAUGUCCACCAAGACCAGACGACACAGUAUGACUACAAUGUAUCUUUUUGCGGUUGUCCUGGUGAAUGGCACAGUGUCACGGUUUCCGUUGACGCUAAUCUGCCCCCAAAAUUCCCACAGCGGAAGUACUCCCUUGAUAUCAUUGAAGGCAGUGGGCAAGACACUGUCGUGGGAAGCUUCCCGGCGGACGACCGGGAUACAUGCGCAGAAGAGUUGACUUAUGAAUUACAUCCUUCAUCUGUGCGCAAUCACCUUAUAAUUGGCCCACUGGCCGUGGUAAGCAUUCGGAGGAAAAUGUACCACGACCAACUCGUGGAUGCUGGGAUCAUUGCUCACCAAUCAGAUCGCAGCUUUACAUUUCAAAUAUCCGCCAGCGAUGGGACCCAGAAUACAUCAACCACUGUGCUAGCAACUGUCUUGAGUGCUUUGAAAACCUUGGUGAACUACACGGAGAUAACGGUUUACAUAGCCGAAAGUUUGCCACCAGACACUUUCGUCGCUAAUGUCCAUGAAGUCCUGGGUAAAACACCUGACACCCAGAUGUGCAUCACACAACAUUCCAGACAAGACGUUUUCAAAGUCGACCAAUUCUCGGGCAAUAUAACCACAAAGGUUACAUUCGACAGAGAGAGUAGAUCUAGCUACGCUCUGAUCCUGGAGGUGGACCCGAUAGGAUGUGUUGAGGCCAAGGUAUCGUCAGCUUCUGUAAAGAGAAUGGGUUUAGAAGUCGUUGUUAUUAUUGAGGAUGUAAAUGACAAUAGACCAGAGUUCUCUCCCGUUGCCUACUCGUGCCACGUGCCGGAAGCCUCUGACACUCUUCAUGGUCUGAUCGUGGCUGUGUCAGACGAAGAUAGUGAGGAGAACGCAUUGGUAGAAUUGAGCAUCGACGACGCUCUUCAAAACGUCCUUCUUCCGCGUAAGGUAGACGGAAGUACCAGCUUUAACGCCUUUACAGUCGAUGUGCUGCAGCCCAUUGAAUUGGACUACGAGAUGACGUCAACGUUGCACGUGAACCUGACUGCCAGAGAUCUCGGCAUCCCUCCAAUGUCUACCACAGCAGAGCUCACUAUCCAUCUAUUAGAUGUUAACGACAAUCCGCCGGUUUUCAGCAAUUCCUCUUACUUCAUUAUAACCAGCCUGUCUUCCCCCAGAACGUUACCCGUGCUGACCGUGUCAGCUAGUGAUAAAGAUACUUUUGCCAAUGCUGAGAUUUCUUACUACAUUCUGUCUGGGUCUUAUGGGAAGGUGUCUUUGACGAAAAACACCGGUGAGGUAAGGCUGACGUUUGACGUACAGUUUCCGGAGAACAUCACUUUCCAGGUGAUGGCCAAAGACAACGGCUUGCCCUCCAGAUCAGCUGUGGCGGAUGUCACGGUAGUGGUGAUGGAUGGCAUGACGCAGAACGCUACAAAGCUCAGUUUCACCCAUGCGUUCUACAACGCCACAGUUAGCGAGCUUAGUCUCCAAGCGUUGACGGUGGCUGCCAAUGACCCGAUCAAUCUGGGGAUAGGGGAAAUAGAAUACAUUAUGGGCCAACAACUGUACGGAAGUUUUUCUAAACUUGUGCUAAAUUCCACGACAGGAGAGAUCAGAUUUUCUUCUCCAGUGGACUACGAGAUCGUUGAGCAGAGGUUUUUCCUCUUCGACGUCCUAGCUCAGACGCCUGAUCACUCCGCGUUUGCCAGUGCAACAGUAUUAAUCGAGAUCGAGGACAACAACGACGUAUUGCCCUUGUUCACGGAGGAUACUUACCAGGUGACUCUCGGAUUAUUGGACCCACGGGGCACACCCGUGCUGUACGUGCUGGCCACUGAUCCAGAUGGAACCCCUAUUCAGUAUUCCUUGGGACAAGAGCUCGACGCCAGACUUUUCAACAUUGACUCGGACACUGGAUUGAUCACAUUGAUCGAUAAGACUUCGGUUUCCCAGUUUAAUGAUUCGCUUAAGGAUUCGCUUAGUUUCAGCGUGUUGGCUACUGACGGGGUUAACACAGCGACCAGCAGUGUCACGGUUAAUUUUUCAAACAUUCCUGCACCAAUUGUGUUCCAACGGAAUAUCUCGAUAUCUGAACGCACUGCCGCAGGCGCAGUUAUUGACAUGACAGAGACAGAAGUCGUGGUGCAGCAAAUAUAUGGACCCACUCAUGUGUUUCAAGUAGAUCAGGGUCUGUUAGUACUGCGGAGGGCUCUGGAUAGAGAAAAUGAAUCGACGUAUGCUGCUCUGGUGACUUCCCACUACUCUGGGUCCCGUAAUAUAAGUUUGGUGACAAUUAACAUAUUAGACGAGAAUGACAACCCUCCUCGAUGUGACAGACCUUACUACCAAUUGAUCAUCCCUGGAGGCAAGACUGGAGGAGAGCGCAGUCCUCUCAUCGGUGUAUCUGACGCAGACCUGCCUCCAUACAACACCUGGUCAGCGAGCUUGUCUGACUACAGAUCAAUUUUCCGAUUUACGCGGGAAAGUAUUCAACUUAUAGCAGACAGAGGGACGUUAAAUUUAUCAACGUAUGAAUUUCACAUUGAUUUAGUGGAUGACAACGACUCUCAACUCUCCAGCACAUGCUGGCUGCACGUGGAGGUAAUGGGCGUGAAUUCGAUCAUCUUCUCCAAUCUGCCCCAGAGGCUAUCUUUGUCAGAAGAUCUACCAGUUGGAGCCGUGGUACUGACAGUAAAGGCUGAGUUGCGAGACGGCAAGACUAGCGGACAAUUUUCGUACAGGCUCUCCAGCAGAACAGCGGACGCGUACCUUUCUGUAGAUGAAAUUUCAGGAGAAGUGAUGGUAAACAAGACUUUGGAUUACGAGAUGGACAGAGACUUUGUCAUCAUAGUGCAGGCGUUUCAGUUCGAGUUGGCGUUAACCGCAUCUGCCACCAUAAGUGUUCUGGUGGAGGACUAUAACGACAACAUGCCGGUUUUUGACCAGACCGAAUACUACAAGGAGAUUACUAAUAACCCCAAAUUGGGUGACGUCAUGAUUACUGUCACAGCCACUGAUGAUGACGAAGGACCAGCAGGUGACGUCACUUACGCCAUAGAAGGAUGUGGCGAGGCGUUUUUCGCAAUCAAUAACCGUACAGGGGACAUAACUCUGGCCAAGCCUUUUGAGCUGGUGUACUACCCCAACAUAAGCCUUGUUGUCACGGCUACGGAUGGUGGCAAGUACCGCAGGGUCUCGCGAGCUCUGGUGCUGUUCACUGUUCCCAGCUUUAACCCAACUGCGCCGAAGUUUAUCGACUUCUACCCAAAUAUCUCAGUGAGAGAAGAGGUCCAGACCGGGGUAAUAUUUACCGUUAGAGCCUUCGAUGCUGAAGACAACAAUCUCCUGUUCGACCUGCCUGAGUCUCCGUAUAGUGAAUAUUUUGACAUCGGUGAGUUGAAUGGCGAGAUCAGAGUAAAGAAGCCACUGGACCGUGAACAGAUCGCGAGAGACUUUUAUCAAAGCCGAUCGCCAGCUUCACGUGGGCGCAGACAGACGGAAGUCAUUAGGUUUUGCCGCCAGGAGGAGGCGGAGGUGAUACCUCUGAUUGUUAAGGUCUUUGACCACGGUAUCCCGCAGAGGAGUGCGAGAAUCUGUCUCCGCAUUAUUAUCCUCGAUUCAAACGAUCACAAACCUGUGUUCAACAAGACAGAGGUCACCAUAGUCUUCAAGGAGACAUUUGAGAAGGACGUAGGGAGGACGCUUCCACUGACAGCCGUUGAUGAGGACAAGGGUGAUUUUGGGGAGGUUUUCUACGCCAUUACUUCUAGGACAAGCUAUUUUAAAAUUGAAAAGCGAGAAGAUGGCCCAACCAUCGUGGCUCUACGCGAUUGUGAGGAUUGCAAGCAAACUAGGGACUACCAAUUUCAGCAGGUUACCGUUUAUGCCUAUAACAAAGGCGACGUGAUCGAGGAGUCGGGAUUUGAGGACCAGUUACUAACAGUCAACAUACGCCUCAGCUGCGGCGACCGUUGCGGACUCAGUACCGUAGAAAUAAUUCUUAUACCAUUGUGUUCCCUGCUGGCCUUAGCGGUGAUACUUCUCAUCGUUCUGUUUGUGCGUCAGUACAAGCGGCAUAAACUGUACACGGAAGGUACCGAUCGGAGAAACUUGGAGAAGUUACGUGAUGCACAACGGACCCAUUUCCAACCCCGUGAUGAAACUUAUAAUCAGCCUGAUGUAGAAGAGAGCGGGUUUCCGAUUACCCGGGUUUCACGUGACGGCUACUUGACUCCAAGAAUAGGGGACUCGGGCCAAACCAACAGGUUGUACGUGGACGGUUUGCGCUCUGACGAAGGAUACCGAUCCCAGGAGAGUGAUAGGGACUAUUUCUUCCAACCAGAGGCAAGCCAUGGAGUUCCCCGGAUGGAGAACUUCAAUUCAAUCAGUGGAGACAUGCGUGAAUACUUUUCACCUCUGUCGUCGUCAGGGUACAGUAACAGGGUGGCGUUGAAGAAUGGCGACUAGUGUUGCUGUGAUACAGCAGUUAAACUAUGUGGGUAGAGAGAAGGGUCUGCUAAAAGAUGGCACCGUCCAUAGCAAGAACGAAAGAGGCGUGAAAUCGACUUGAAAAAAAAUGUACUUAGGAAACAUUUUAGCAAAUAUAAAGUUAACUCAUUAAUCGUAUCCCCAAUUUCACAUCAACUGUAAUACAAUCUAUCAAAAGAUCAUGAGAACCUCAGAACUCGGAAAACAGGGCAUGUUUAAAAUCGCUCUGCAUAACUCUUUUUUAAGUGGAAAGUACUGUUAAAGCAGUUUCAGUGAACUGUCAGGGUUUGGCGGACACAGUGAAAAGGCGAGACGUAUUACAUUACUUUCGGAAAAAAGAAAUUUUCCAUUAUAUGCUUGCAGGACACUCAUAUUGAUAAAAAUAUUAGUAUCGUAAAAAUUUAUUGCGGGUUAGAUGCCUAUAUGAGCACUUAUAAAUCAAAUGCACGUGAAGUAUAAAUGAUUUUGUUUUAAUACUAUUUUGGAUUACAAAAUAAAACAUGUUUAAUUCUGUUACAUGUUCAUUAGUUAAUUAAGUAGUAUUCCAGAAAUCAAAAAUUAAACCCAAAUAUGCAAUUGAAAUAUACAUGUAUAAUGAAUCUCUGUGGUAUAAUCCGUUUUUAACAAAGUGUUAACCUUUUACAAAACACUGGUAUGAUCACCAAAUUAGAUAUAUAAGGGAUAUAACAGAUACAAAUGGGGAUUGUCUCCCAUUGUCAUACAUAGAGCAAAAAUAUAAAGUAUACGGAACGGUUUUAGACUACAAACGAUUACGUUGCUGGAAAAUCAGACUUGCCCAACAGCAGGAGUUAUUGCCAGAUCAACCGAAGCUUUCUCGGUACAUUAAACUUCUGCUGCACCAAAGAAAAGCUUGCCGUGGUUUCUAAGCCUUCCUAAAUAAUGGAAUAUACAUGUAGAAAAGUCAUGCGCCAAAUGGGACAAUUACAUAGGAAGGUCAAACAUUAAUCAUAACAGAAUGGGGAGGGGAGGGGGGGCGAGGGAAGCAAAUGUAUAGAAACAGUAAUGCCAGUAUCAUAACAGGAUGAGGAAGGGGAGGGAAGCAAAUGUAUAGAAACAGUAAUGUCAAUAUCAUAACAGAAUGGGGGGGGGGGGGAGGAGAGGGAGCAGAUAUAGAGAAACAGUAAUGCUGCUUGCAAAACAAUAUAUAUAGUCGUUUAACUGUUUAAAAGUCUUUAACAGAGUAACAUAUUUUGAAGACAAAUGGAAUGAAAUGAAGACUUUGUCGAAGGUGUCUAAUAAAUAAAAGUAGGAUAAGCCUCAAUUUAUGCUAUGUUCUGUCCCCUUGUUGAACGUUUGUAUGGGUGCAUUCCUGUCUGAUAAAUAAAAGUACGAUAAGCCUGAAUUUAUGCUAUGUUCUGUCUCCUUGUUGAACGUUUGUAUGGAUGCAUUCCUGUUUGUUGUCAUUCCUUUAUGUCUUUUGCUUUAUGUUAUUUGUUUGUUUGUAAAUAUGGGUGUCU